GCGCCAUGUUAGUAGAGGCAGAGAGGUGCGCCACCUUUUUUGAUGCCUUUUUGGUACGACUUUUAUAAACUCGGGCUAUUCUGGUGCCCCCCGCAGAGUUGCCCUCAUGUUUUAUGAUUAAUGAUCAGUGCCGACUGGAGGAGUUUAAACGCGUAUGCGGACACGUAGGGUAUUGCCUAGGUCACCGUGUCUGCUGCAAUUAUGACAGGUAUACUGGCAUACAUCUGGCAUACAUCGAGGUGAAAUGAGCCAAUGAAGUGUGUUGGCACAUUGCGUUUGGGUGGUCAGGAAUAUACUUCGGGUCCGAAUAGGAUUAAGGGUCGGCACUUUGUAUGACACUUCAACCUCCGCGACGACGGUAGACUUUGAGUUAAUGACCGAGUGGCGCGAAAAAAAAGCAUUCUGAGACUUGGUGGUGACACCCGCUGUUCCGUCAUGUCAUGUACGAUUGCUCUCCUAUUUCCAUGUUAUAUUCUUAUAUUAUGUUCUUAAUGGAGUAGCAUCGUCGCCAAAAAGGACCUGGCCAAGAAGCACUUGAUGAAGAGGCAUAUUAUUCCUUUGAGAUUCCAUCACUGCUUAUACGCCCUGUCUGAACUUCACUAGGAUUAUAUCCAAGAGUUCAGGAGUUCAGGAGUUCAUGAGUCCAAGUCACAUACUCACAAGUCACAAGAUGGGUUCCCUUAAUGGUACCGACUGCAGGCCCGUAGGAUCUUACCCGCCGUCGGGUAUCGAUGUUUUAAUUGUUGGUACCGGGCUUGCGGGACUAACGGCGUCUAUCGAAUGCAAACGCAAGGGACACAACGUGCGCAUUAUUGAACGCCAUGAUGAUAUUAAUACCGCAGGCGAUAUGUACUUCAUGGGCCAUAGUGCUACCAAGUUCUUUCGUCACUGGCCCGAGCUAUCGAAAGAGUAUGAGCUGAUAUCUAUGAAUAAUGCCUGGAUUGAGACCUUCAAGCAUGUCGGCGAACGGAUGAUAACGCCACUAAAGGUUUCGGAGCGUUUGCGUCAGGAUGGUAUGGAUCCGAACACGCCACCCGGCGCUUUUCAGAUGCGGCCGCUCAUCUACCGGAUGUAUCUAAACGAAGUCCAGAGGCAAGGAAUUCAGAUCCAAUUCGGCCAGCGCGUUGUUGACUACUAUGAGGACCAAGAACGUCAGAAGGCCGGCGUCGUGACGGACAAGGGCGAGCGCUUCGAAGCCGACGUCGUAAUUGCUGCGGACGGCGUAGGUUCUAAAAGCCAAAAGCUAGUAGGUGGGCAAGUUAGAGCGAUGAGUGCCGGCAGAGCCAUGUGGCGAGCAGCUUUCCCAAUACACCACUUAGACAAGAACCCUAAGCUCAAGGAGUUCUUGAAGAUGGGUGGACCGAACAACGACGAGCCAAUAGUCAGAACAUGGCUUGGUCCCGGAAUGUACGCCAUGGUCCUGAUUCGUCAGGAGACCUGCGUGUGGAUUAUGAACCACGAUAUUACCGGCUCCGAGGAAGAAAGCUGGACUCAUACCGUCGAAUCAGACGAUGUGUUAAAUAACAUCGAUAAAGGGCUGGGCCCAUUAACUUGGGACCCUAGAAUUAAGGAGCUUGUUAAGCUGAUACCAUCUAAGACCAUCGUAAACUUUGAACUAUUCUGGCGCAAUCCCCAACCGACUUGGGCUUCCCCCGGAGCCCGCGUGGUUCUCAUUGGCGAUGCCGCACAUUCUUUCCUGCCUGCCUCGGGCAACGGGGCUACGCAAGCCAUCGAGGAUGCCGUUUCGUUGGCUUCCUGCCUUCAGAUUGGAGGAAAGCAGAACGUACCAGAAGCAGUAAGCACGCAUGUGCGUCUCCGCUUCAUCCGAUGCUCCUGCGCGCAGAAGAUGGGAUUCACCAAUGCAGAGCUUCUCCAGCACACCGACUGGGAGAAAGUCAAGUUCAACCCAAAGCUGGCGCAGCCUAAGCUACCGAGAUGGAUCUGGAAGCAUGACCCUGAGAAGUACGCAUACGAGAACUACGAGAAGAUGGCCGAAACUAUUAGGAAGGGAAUCCCCUUUGAUAAAGUCGACACGGUCCCGCCAAACUAUCCUCCCGGAUAUAAAUACGAGCCCUGGAACAUCGACGACAUGCAGAAAGACGUGGAUAACUCUACGGUUAACAUGGGUUCGGGUGACUGGGACUAAAAGACAGGCAUCCGCGAGAUGUCUGGUCCUUUGUGCUAACUUGGUGAUAGAUGGACCUGGAGUCAACUUCUUUGUCCCCCGGUUGUUUUCUAUUCUAUGGUCUUUUACGUCUUGUAUGGUAUCAUAUUGCAUUGUCUCGAGUAUACGCGAGUAGGGUUAGAUGCGAAAGAUCUCCUGGCGAGCAGAGUAACAGAGUAGGUCAGGUGCCUUCGUUAUUAUUACAGAACCCACAUUCGUGAAAAGCCGUCUCGAUGGCGGACAAUUAAAGAGAAUUUAAGUAAAUGUCAUUAAUAACAUGAUAUAUGUCCAGCAAA
Messenger RNA from Daldinia vernicosa, 2460 nucleotides. RefSeq names its product FAD/NAD(P)-binding domain-containing protein. The transcript has 4 exons. The coding region runs from base 638 to 2146 and encodes 502 amino acids. Gene Ontology annotation, molecular function: FAD binding; monooxygenase activity. Lineage: Eukaryota; Fungi; Ascomycota; Sordariomycetes; Xylariales; Hypoxylaceae. Gene Ontology annotation, biological process: secondary metabolite biosynthetic process. The record is from RefSeq and is a predicted model, not a curated record.